Papaver somniferum (opium poppy) is the source of this 1295-nucleotide messenger RNA. Its product is annotated as L10-interacting MYB domain-containing protein-like. Bases 25 to 873 code for a protein of 282 amino acids. The record is from RefSeq and is a predicted model, not a curated record. The transcript is spliced from 4 exons. Lineage: Eukaryota; Viridiplantae; Streptophyta; Magnoliopsida; Ranunculales; Papaveraceae.
UUCGUGUAAUCCAAGAACUCAAAAAUGCUUUUGCUUUCGUCAAAAGGUUCAACUAGCCAUGAAGAUGACUUGGUUUUGGAGAAUUCAUCAGCAUCUGUUGUCGCAAGCAAUUGCGAUCUUUUAAAACAGAUUUUGUUGUGUGUGCCGAUGAAACCUUUGAUGCUAUUCAAGUUCUAUGCCGUUCCAGACAUCAUUUCCCAAAGAAUCCACGUUUGUGAUAACGGAACACUCGUGCAAUGGUCUUAUCUGCUGCAGCCUGCAGUAGCGGCAGUACAGAAGACAGAGAUAGCAGAAUUUUCUAUAUAUUCAACCCAACCACAAUUCUCUAUGGAGAAAAAGGAAGAUGAGCAAGCAAAUAAGAUAACUUUUAGGAGCGUCCCAGAAUCUAGAGGUCUAUUUAUUGACCAGUGUUUGGCACAAGCUACUGAGUAUGGAUUUUCUGGAACUUCUUUGAAGCAAACUUCGUGGGGAAAUUUGUGCAAGUUCUUUUCUGAGAAGUAUGACUGUACCAUCACACAAAAAAAGUUGAGAAACCACUGGGAUUACUUGCGAACCCAAUAUGUCACUUGGUCCCGUCUCUUAGCAAGAACCGACCAUGGGUAUAACGCGGAGACGAACACAUUUGAUUGGAGCGAAGAGCAAUGGAUUAAAUUAGACAAGACAAUCAAAAACGCUAGUCAAUUCAAGAACAAGGGGCUGGAAGAUGCAGAGAAGUUGCAGAAUUUAUUUGAUGGGAAAUUCUCCACUGGAGCUAAUAGAGAUACGCCUGGAAGAGUGGAACCGCCUUGUUCAGCUGGAACUUCUACAACUGCAGGGGUUUCAAAUAAUGGAUCUGAAUCUCGUACAAGUCAUGGAAAAGAAAAAAAAUCAUGAGGAUGACAACGAGGUUGAUUCCAGUCUCAAUGCAAAGGGGAGUGGCAGGAAAAGGAAGAAGGAAAUGGAGGAAGAAUCAAGUGAUCUAUUAACUGAGAAAGUUUGUUCUAUUGUAACAUCGAUGGAGACUCAUCUUCAACAUAAGAAACUUGCUCUAGAAAAGGAUAGCGCAGACGAAUUCAUGAAAGCUUUGGAUAAUUUACUUGAAACUGAUUGCAUCACAAUGGAUGAGUAUUUGAGCAUAACUCUAAAAGCUUCAGAGAUGCCUGGUUGGCAGAAAUUAUUUGUCAGUUUGAAAAGCGAUGAGCGUCGUGUUUCAUUUGUACACAAACUUUUAAAAGAACGUUGAUAAAUCUUGAAUACUCAUCCACUGAGAUGUUGAGAAAUUAGGAAAUAGUUAGAGAUGUUAGGGUUGCAAAACA